Messenger RNA from Neodiprion virginianus, 1623 nucleotides. It is a transcript of the gene PIH1D1, whose product is annotated as PIH1 domain-containing protein 1-like. Lineage: Eukaryota; Metazoa; Arthropoda; Insecta; Hymenoptera; Diprionidae. Gene Ontology annotation, biological process: box C/D snoRNP assembly; rRNA processing. The transcript has 7 exons. The record is from RefSeq and is a predicted model, not a curated record. Bases 134 to 1093 code for a protein of 319 amino acids. Gene Ontology annotation, cellular component: R2TP complex; cytoplasm; ribonucleoprotein complex.
UGAAGAUAUAUAGUUUAGUCACUUGAGUCAACGUUUCCUGCAAUAUAUAAACAAUUUACAAUCUGCUUUCUGCGCGCACGUUGCAAAAGAAAUUUCAAUAGUUUUUCAAAGUUCGCGAAGAAGGUGAUUAAAAAUGUCAAAUAAUUCAUUAUUGGAUGUUGACGAAUCAAUUAUAAGAAAAAAUCUGCUGUUGCCGGGCAUUAAAGAGGAAAAUGACCUCGAAGAACUCCUGAAAAACUUCAAUAAACCUGAACGUCCUUCAGUCACGAUAAGACCGAGUCCAGGUUCUUGCGUUAAAGCAAAAACAGAAUGUGGCCAAAAAGUCUUUUUGAACAUAUGUCUAACCACAGAGAUACCAGCACCAGAAGAAAUAUCUGAAACACAAUUGCUAAAACUGAUAGAAGAUGAAACCCCCUCCAGUUAUCGCAUUCCGAUGAGUAUUGGUCAGGAAAGGAUGGAAUCUGACAAAUCUGAUAAACCAGCGCCAACAUACGACAUAGCAAUAAAUACGGAAUUUUAUAAAAAAUGCAUGGAACAUAAACUGUUCUGGGUUUUCCUGAUCAGCGUCGUUAUAGAGGGGGUUUCAGACAAAUAUGACAAGCGUAUACGUCCCGAAGGAUAUGUCGUUCUGAAGCAUCGCAAGGCCCUGGGCAAGCUGCAGCAACACAGAAUUGAGAAACGAGAAGUCAAUAACGCAAUGCGUAAACCACUUAUUCAAGACUUGACAGGUGAUAACUUAAGGCCAACGAGACUGGAAACUGAAACAAUCAAUCUUUCCAAAUCCGCAUUGAGUGCUCAAUCUGUAUAUGAAAAUAACUUCAAGAACUCAAGAAUACCUGAGUACAGAAUUUUACGUGAACCAAAGGAAGGAACUGUUGAGAAAUUAGUUGGACAAUUUAAAGUGCCUAAUGUGUUAUCUUCAAAAGAUUUGGCGGUCGAUGUUGGUGAGGAUCGAAUAAUAGUGGAAGCUCACAGAACUGGUUAUUUGAUCGAUAUCUUUGUCCCAUAUUCCAUUGCUCAAGAAAAUGUGGAUGCAGCAUUAGACACAAUCAAUGGCAUGUUGGUACUAAAUAUGCCUGUUGUUCAGUGUUAAUAUCUUUGAAUUUAAAUUAUCAACUUUUGCCUGAUAUGAAGCGUCUGCCUCAAUAUAUGAAGGAUAAUAAAUCUUUAAGAAAAAACAUCCAAAUAAUUAGUUUAUUAACAUCUUAAAUACGAUAUUAAAUCCUUAAAUUACACUUGCAAUAGUCAAGUCUGCCUAAUAAAUCGGCAAAAAUAAAGCUAUGUUGUUAAUAUCAUUAUUACAAAAGCUUUGAAAUUGAACCAACGUUCAUCAAUUCUAGACUUCACUUAAUAUUCAAUUACACCAUUUGCUAUAAAAAAAUGUAUGUGACAAGUAGUAUGGAAUAGACAUUUUGAUUCUUAAAAUAGCAGAUGUUUCAUAGCCACUGGAUAUGUUUCAUGACAGUUAUUUUAAAGAAAUAAGUUUUGUACAGUUAAAAAGAAAACAGGUAAAUAUAAAUAUAAAUUUACAUGAGCAAAUUGAAUCUAUUCGUUUUGAAAACAUCAAAUGAUUCUUUAUUAACAAAAAGCUGUAAGAUUUAUAAAUAUAUACAUAUAUAUUUG